Molecule: messenger RNA, 1686 nt
Organism: Camponotus floridanus (Florida carpenter ant)
Lineage: Eukaryota; Metazoa; Arthropoda; Insecta; Hymenoptera; Formicidae
Gene: Gmppb
Product: mannose-1-phosphate guanyltransferase beta
Exons: 7
Coding region: 441-1550 (369 amino acids)
Biological process (GO): GDP-mannose biosynthetic process; cell wall mannoprotein biosynthetic process
Cellular component (GO): cytoplasm
Molecular function (GO): mannose-1-phosphate guanylyltransferase (GTP) activity; GTP binding
Source: RefSeq, a predicted model, not a curated record
AAUAACACAAGGCAUAAUACUGUCAUGUCAAAAAUGACAGUAGCAGUGACAGGCGAGGCAGGUGAGCACCGGCAGGUGGAAAAAUGGCGUCCAGUAAUAUUGUUGGAAGAUUAAUUAGCCACAACAGAGAUUCGUGAAAUAAAUAUUUGCAAUUAUUAUGUGAGAGGAACACAUGAGGUUUAUCAUUGUGUAUAGCAACUUAUUUUUUUCAACCAAAGUUGAUAGUGAAUCAUCACAUGAAGCUGUCGCUGCCAUGUACUCAACUCGUAAACACGUAAUGCGUUUCCAUUUAUUACAAGCGCAUCUUACGUGGCAAUAGUUAUCGCAGAGAGAUAUCGCGUUGCUUCGUUAAGACGUGCAUUGCACUAAAGCGCAAAUAUAUUAAUUUACUAAAGUGCAGUAAAGAAACAAGAACAAAAAAAACAUAAGAAUUCUUAGGAAUGCACGAAAAGAGAAAAAAGUUACAAACCAUGCGUGCUUUAAUACUUGUAGGUGGCUAUGGAACCAGAUUGCGACCUCUUACUUUAAGUAGGCCCAAACCACUUGUUGAAUUUGCAAAUAAACCGAUGCUCCUACAUCAGAUUGAGGCAUUGGUACAAACGAAUGUAACGGAAGUGAUAUUGGCUGUUUCCUAUCGAGCGCAGCAAAUGGAAGAGGAGUUGGUUCAUGAAGCAAAGAAAUUGGGAGUAAGGCUCAUCUUCUCUCACGAACCAGAACCGUUGGGUACCGCUGGACCGCUUGCGCUCGCGCGUGAAUAUUUAUGUGCCAGUGAUGAUCCAUUCUUUGUUUUGAAUUCUGAUAUUAUUUGCGAUUUUCCUUUUAAACAGCUUCUUGAAUUUCAUGAGAAUCAUGGUAAAGAGGGAACUAUAAUUGUCACCAAAGUAGAGGAGCCAUCAAAAUAUGGUGUAGUUGUAUAUAAAGAAGAUGGAAAAAUUGAAAGUUUUGUCGAAAAACCGCAAGAGUUUAUAUCUAACAAAAUUAAUGCAGGUAUGUACAUCUUUAAUCCAAGCAUACUAAACAGAAUAGAAUUGAAACCUACUAGUAUUGAAAAAGAAGUCUUCCCAAGCAUGGCUCAGGAUGGAGAAUUAUACGCUAUGGAAUUGCCAGGCUUCUGGAUGGAUGUGGGACAACCUAAAGACUUUCUUACAGGAAUGUCUAUGUACCUCGCUUCGUUGAGGCAAAAGCAUCCUGAACAACUUCAUUCUGGACCGGGCAUAGUAGGAAACGUUUUAAUAGAUGCGACAGCUACAAUUGGCAAGGAUUGCAGGAUUGGACCAAACGUAACAAUUGGCCCUGGUGUCACUUUAGCUGAUGGAUGCUGUAUUAAACGAAGCACUAUUCUUAAGGCAGCUGUGAUAAAGGAACAUGCAUGGCUUGAUGGAUGUAUAGUUGGAUGGAGAAGUGUCGUAGGGCGAUGGGUACGAAUGGAAGGUACAACUGUAUUAGGAGAAGACGUUAUUGUAAAGGAUGAACUAUACAUCAAUGGAGGACAAGUUUUGCCACAUAAGAGCAUUUCCACUUCUGUACCAGAACCUCAGAUCAUUAUGUGACCAAAGAGUAUAAUCUAAAUUCGCGAAUCAGUGAAGGCAUUAUUAAAUGGCAAGACAUAUGUAUUAGAAAAUGUAUUAGAAAAUUUCUUUAAUAAUUUUUAAAAACACUCAAUGUAUGUAUAAUAUUUCCCAUAUG